Messenger RNA from Rhea pennata, 741 nucleotides. Its product is annotated as interferon-like. Gene Ontology annotation, cellular component: extracellular region. The record is from RefSeq and is a predicted model, not a curated record. Lineage: Eukaryota; Metazoa; Chordata; Aves; Rheiformes; Rheidae. Bases 1 to 741 code for a protein of 246 amino acids. Gene Ontology annotation, biological process: defense response. The transcript has a single exon. Gene Ontology annotation, molecular function: cytokine receptor binding.
AUGGCAGCGCCCGCAGCACGACACCCCUGCCUGUGGCACGGCGCCACGCUGCUCCUGCUCCUCCUGCCCGCUCUCGGCACUGCCCUCCGCUGCGCCAACCUUCGCACCCAGCAGACCACCUUCAACUGGGACAGCCUCCAGCUCCUCCUCGCCAUGGCUCCUCGCCUGACACACACCUGCGCCCAACAGGACCCAAUUUUCCCCUUCCCCAACACCCUCCUCACAAUCCAGGACCCACAACAAGCCACCGCCGCCAUCCUACGCAUCCUCGACCACCUCUUCACCACUCUCAGCAGCGAAAACACCCCCGCCCACUGGGACGCGCAAGCGCACCAACAGCUCCUCAACCACAUUGAGCAUCAAAUCCAACACCUCCAGCAAUGCCUGCCAGCUGGAGGCAUGGAUUCCAAAAGCCAAGGGCCCCGCAACACACGGCUCCUCAUCACCAGAUACUUCAGGCGCAUCCGAGACUUCCUCCACAAGCACAGCCACAGCCCCUGUGCUUGGGACAACGUCCGCCUCGAAGCUCAGACUUGCUUCCAACACCUUGACAAGCUCACACGCAGAAUGGAAAGCCAGUCAGCUCCUUCCCUCCAAUCCCAGCUUCGUUCAAAGACUGUCUCCAAUGAAAGCCACAAGCCACCAAGCCACAGGAGGCAUCUUCAGCAAGGACUCGGAUUAUUCAGCACCACUCAGCCCUCUUCCAGGCGUGGCUCCACGCUGCCUGUGAAACAGGCGUGA